Messenger RNA from Colletotrichum graminicola M1.001, 1581 nucleotides. RefSeq names its product cytochrome P450. Gene Ontology annotation, biological process: ergosterol biosynthetic process. Gene Ontology annotation, molecular function: monooxygenase activity; oxidoreductase activity, acting on paired donors, with incorporation or reduction of molecular oxygen; heme binding. The transcript is spliced from 3 exons. The record is from RefSeq and is a predicted model, not a curated record. Bases 1 to 1581 code for a protein of 526 amino acids. Lineage: Eukaryota; Fungi; Ascomycota; Sordariomycetes; Glomerellales; Glomerellaceae.
AUGGGCCUCCGACAAGAGGUCGCCGGACCAUUGUCCCAGCAGUUCCAGACACUAGGAACUGGUUUGCAAAUCUUCGUCAUUGUCACCGCUGUCAUUUCCCUGUCUGUCGUCCUCAAUGUCGCCUACCAGAUCCUCUUCAAGAAUUCCAAUGAACCCCCCAUGGUCUUCCACUGGUUCCCCUUCAUUGGCAGCACCGUCACCUACGGCAUGGACCCCCCAGCCUUCUUCCAAGCCAACCGUGAGAAGUAUGGCGAUAUCUUUACUUUCGUUCUUCUCGGCAAGAAGACCACAGUCGCCCUCGGCCCCCAGGGCAACGACUUCAUCCUCAACGGCAAGCUCAAGGAUGUCAAUGCCGAGGAAAUCUACACCGUCUUGACCACCCCCGUCUUCGGCCGCGACGUCGUCUACGACUGCCCCAAUUCCAAGCUCAUGGAGCAGAAGAAGUUCAUGAAGAUCGCCCUCACCACCGAAGCCUUCCGCUCUUACACCCCUAUCGUAGCCGACGAGGUCACCAACUACUUCAAGAGCAGCCCCGACUUCAAAGGCAAGUCUGGCGUCGUCAACAUCCCCACCAAGAUGGCCGAGAUCACCAUUUUCACCGCCUCCCACGCCCUCCAGGGCGCUGAGAUCCGCAACAAGUUCGACGAGUCCCUCGCUUCCCUGUACCAUGACCUCGACAUGGGUUUCACCUCCAUCAACUUCGUGCUUCACUGGGCUCCUCUCCCCUGGAACAAGAAGCGCGAUCUGGCUCACGACACAAUUGCCCAAAUCUACAUGGACACCAUCAAGGAACGCCGCGAACAGGGCCGCACCAACGGACUCGACAUCAUGUCCCACCUGAUGAACUCCACCUACAAGAACGGCAUCAAGGUCCCCGAUCACGAGAUCGCCAACAUGAUGAUUGCUCUUCUCAUGGCCGGCCAGCACUCCUCUUCGUCCACGAGCUCCUGGAUCAUGCUUCGUCUUGCCCAGAACCCUCACAUCAUGGAGGAGCUCUACGAGGAGCAAGUCCGCGUUCUCGGCGCCGACCUGCCGCCCCUGGCCUAUGAAGACCUCGCUAAGCUGCCCCUCAACCAGGCCAUCAUCAAGGAGACCCUCCGCCUCCACGCCCCUAUUCACUCCAUCAUGCGCGCUGUGAAGUCUCCCAUGCCCGUUCCCGGCACGAAGUACGUGGUUCCCACGACCCACACUCUCCUCGCCGCCCCUGGUGUCUCUGGCUCCGACCCGGCCUACUUCCCCGAGCCUGACCAGUGGAACCCUCACCGCUGGGACGCCGACUCACCCCUCGCUCCUAGACUCGGAGCUAACGACGCUGCCGAGGAGGAGAAGAUCGAUUACGGCUACGGUUUGGUUAGCAAGGGUGCUGCCUCGCCGUACCUGCCCUUUGGCGCGGGCCGUCACCGCUGCAUCGGCGAGCACUUUGCCAACCUGCAGCUCCAGACUAUCACUGCCAUGAUCGUCAGAAACUUCAAGUUCCGCAACGUCGACGGUAGCAACAACAUCAACGGCACCGACUACGCCUCUCUCUUCUCGCGUCCUCUGGAGCCCGCCAACAUUUACUGGGAGAAGCGUAACCCAUAA